This is a messenger RNA of Octopus sinensis (East Asian common octopus), 1372 nucleotides long. RefSeq lists its product as uncharacterized. Gene Ontology annotation, molecular function: chitin binding. Bases 85 to 1194 code for a protein of 369 amino acids. The record is from RefSeq and is a predicted model, not a curated record. The transcript has 4 exons. Gene Ontology annotation, cellular component: extracellular region. Lineage: Eukaryota; Metazoa; Mollusca; Cephalopoda; Octopoda; Octopodidae.
AAUAUUGACGCCCGUUAAAUCUAUUUCGCUCAUCCAAACAAAAAGUUCUUUAUUCAAUGUAACAAGUGGGGUACUUACUUUGUAAUGCCGUGUGCACCGGGUACAAUGUGGUCACAAAGCGCCUAUACCUGCAUUGCAGACAACAACAAUGUUAACACUCAACAUACCGAUUCUACGACAGACAAGACCACGACAACCAACAAAUCCACCAUUAACAAUCCCUGUACCAAGGAGAAUAUUGACGCCGGUAAAUUCUAUUUCGCUCAUCCGAACAAAAAGUUCUUUAUUCAAUGUAACAAGUGGGGUACUUACUUUGUAAUGCCGUGUGCACCGGGUACAAUGUGGUCACAAAGCGCCUAUACCUGCAUUGCAGAUGAUAACAACGUUAACAACAACAAUGUUAGCACUCAACAUACCAAGGCUAAGACAGACAAGACCACGACAACCAUCAAAUCCACCAUUAACAAUCCCUGUACCAAUGAGAAUAGUGACGCCGGUAAAUUCUAUUUCGCUCAUCCAAACAAAAAUUUCUUUAUUCAAUGUAACAAGUGGGGUACAUACUUUGUAAUGCCGUGUGCACCGGGUACAAUAUGGUCACAAAACACCUAUACCUGCAUUGCAGUUGAUAGCAAUGUUAACACUCAACAUACCGAUUCUACGACAGACAAGACCACGACAACAAACAACUCCACCAUUAACAAUCCCUGUACCAAGGAGAAUAUUGACGCCGGUAAAUUCUAUUUCGCUCAUCCAAACAAAAAGUUCUUUAUUCAAUGUAACGAGUGGAGUACAUACUUUGUAAUACCGUGUGCACCGGGUACAAUGUGGUCACAAAGCGCCUAUACCUGCAUUGCAGAUGAUAGCAACGUUAACAACAAUGUUAACACUCAACAUACCGAUUCUACGACAGACAAGACCACGACAACCACCAAAUCCACCAUUAACAAUCCCUGUACCAAGGAGAAUAGUGACGCCGGUAAAUUUUAUUUCGCUCAUCCGAACAAAAAGUUCUUUAUUCAAUGUAACCAGUGGGGUACAUACUUUGUAAUGCCGUGUGCACCGGGUACAAUGUGGUCACAAAGCGCCUAUACCUGCAUUGCAGAUGAUAGCAACGUUAACAACAACAAUGUUAGCAAUCAACAGACCAUAGCUACGACUGGGGGAAACCCCGAACACCACCAAAUCCACCAUUAACAAUCCCUGUACGAAGGAGUAUUUUACCGCUGGUAAAUUUUAUUUUCACUUCCAAAUAAAAAUUUAUUUAUUCAAUGUACAGAAUUCGCUACAUACUUUGUAAUGCGUGUGCGGAAGGAACAUGGUGGUCACAAAGGACAUAUGCAUUGAUUCAUAAUUUAUAAAAGCGAAUUACCAA